AUGGAUCAAUCCCCCGCCGUGCGUUCUGAAUAUCUGGUCUCAGGGAUCCGAACUCCUCCUGUCCGAAGGAAUAGCAAGCUAGCCACGUUGGGCAGGAUUUUCAAACCAUGGAAGUGGAGGAAAAAGAAGAACGAGAAACUGAAGCAGUCGUCUACAGUGUUAGAGAAGAAGACGUCCACAAGGCAAAGCCGGGACGAGCUAAUUAAGAAAGGCCUCCUGGAAAUUAUGGAACAAGAUUCUGAAGGGAAAACAUGCACUGCUGAUGGUGCCACCAGAACAAUGCUGAGUGACCCCUCAUCCCCCCCAUGCCAGGCAUUCACCUCAGAAGAGAUGCAACAGGAACAUAGAUCAGCCACCACCAAGGCCGCCUCACUUGGCGAGGAGCUGCACUCAGAAGAACUGAGAGAAGAUCCAGCCAAGAAGACAUCAGCAUCCACAGAUGAACAGGAAAAUGCCAGCCUGCCAACCUCUGAAGAGACCCCACAAGCCUUACUACUUUUGGGAUCCAUCGAGUCCCCCCAGAAACAGAUGGAAAGGAACGCAGCCCAGGUCCCUCUCCCUCCUUCCUCACUUCCAGUUCCACCACCCAAGAUUGCACCCAAAGUCUCGAAGAUUGUACCAGCUGCAGGAAGUGAAGCUGAUGAGACAGCCUUGAAAUCUCCCCCAUCCACUAUCUUGAAAAAUUACGUAAUUGUUGGCUCCUCCCAACACUCAGGACAAGCUGUUCCCUUCCAGUCCUCAGGACCGAAAGUCUCCGAUCCCCACCUCAGAGGGCAGCAUACGACGCCGGCUGGAUCGCCUCACCUGGCUGCUGUCCACCUACCAUUACCUCCUAGUCGAGUCAUCGAGGAACUUCACAGAGCCUUGGCCACGAAACAUCGGCAGGAUAGUGGUGGGUCCCGGAUCCUGGUCCUGGGGCCUGGUGUCCACCACAUGAAUGCACACAGUGUGCACGCACACACCUUCAGCAUGCCCAUGCGCCCUUACCUCCUGCAAUGCUCGGCGAUGCCUCUGCGACACUUCAGCUGCUCAGUGGAGCAUCACACAGGUACGUUGCCAAGAAAAUGCAAGAAAGAGCUUCUGGCAGUGAAGCUGCGGAAUAGGCCAACCAAACAGGAGUUGGAAGAUAGGAACAUUUUCCCAAGAAGGACUGACGAAGAGAGGCAGGAGAUCCGGCAACAAAUAGAAAUGAAGUUAUCCAAACGAUUGAGCCAAAGACCAGCUGUUGAGGAGCUCGAGAGACGAAAUAUCUUGAAACAAAGGAAUGAUCAAACAGAACAAGAGGAAAGGAGAGAGAUCAAGCAGAGGCUGACGAGAAAGCUUAAUCAACGACCUACGGUUGAUGAAUUAAGAGACAGAAAAAUCCUCAUCCGAUUCAGCGAUUAUGUGGAGGUGGCAAAAGCACAGGAUUACGAUCGACGAGCAGACAAGCCAUGGACCAGGCUAUCAGCAGCAGACAAGGCAGCCAUUCGUAAAGAGCUAAAUGAAUACAAAAGUAAUGAAAUGGAGGUGCAUGCAUCGAGCAAGCAUUUGACAAGGAAAACAUGA
This is a messenger RNA of Thamnophis sirtalis, 1548 nucleotides long. Lineage: Eukaryota; Metazoa; Chordata; Lepidosauria; Squamata; Natricidae. The record is from RefSeq and is a predicted model, not a curated record.